Molecule: messenger RNA, 1641 nt
Organism: Cryptococcus wingfieldii CBS 7118
Lineage: Eukaryota; Fungi; Basidiomycota; Tremellomycetes; Tremellales; Cryptococcaceae
Product: sphinganine-1-phosphate aldolase
Exons: 10
Coding region: 1-1641 (546 amino acids)
Biological process (GO): sphingolipid catabolic process; carboxylic acid metabolic process
Cellular component (GO): endoplasmic reticulum
Molecular function (GO): sphinganine-1-phosphate aldolase activity; pyridoxal phosphate binding
Source: RefSeq, a predicted model, not a curated record
AUGCCCGCCUUCUCGUCCAUCCUCGGGUCCACCGACAGCAUCCAGCGUCGCUUCGACCAAUUCGCGCGUACCGCCGUCACCUACUACGUCCUCCGCUACGUCUUUCUCGAUGGUUUCCGACACGUCCGUGCGCGAGGUCUGAUUGGCUCCGCCAACGAAGUCGCCGACAGCGUGAAAUCUAUCGUCGUCAAGAUCAUGCUCGCCCUCCCCAAGAACAAGGCCAAGCUCAACUCUGAGCUGGGACGUACCCGACUGGAGCUCAAGGAGAAGCUCGCGCCUACCGAGUACCCCGAGGGCAUCAGCCUUACGCCUGUGAGGACUCUGCCUGACCAAGGAAGGGGCAAGGAGUGGCUGGACAGCGAGUUUAGCAACAUGAAGAAGCUGGAGCGGGGUGAUGUGGACGAGGGUCGUGUGAGCGGUGCUGUGUAUCAUGGUGGCGACGAUCUCAAUGAGAUUAUCAACCAAGCAAUGGCCAAGUUUGUGGUCACCAACCCUCUCCACCCUGAUGUAUUCCCCGGUCUGCGAAAGAUGGAGAGUGAGAUUGUCAGCAUGGUCUUGAAUCUGUUCAACGGUCCCGACGGCGCUGGUACUACUACUUCUGGCGGUACCGAGUCCAUCCUCAUGUCGGUCAAGACGCACCGCGACUGGGCCCGAGACGUCAAGGGUAUCACUCGUCCCGAAAUGGUCGUCCCUGCGUCGGCGCAUGCGGCGUUCUGGAAAGCUAGCGAGUAUUUCAAGAUCAAGCUCCAUGUCAUCCCUGUCGACCCCCAGACCAGGCGAGCGAACGUCAAGGCUAUCAGGCGUGCCAUCAACCCCAACACUAUCAUGAUUGUCGGCUCUGCCCCCAACUUUCCCGACGGCGCUAUCGACCCCAUCGAGGAACUGGGCAAGCUCGCGCUCCGCAAGAAUGUCGGUCUUCACGUCGAUUGCUGCUUGGGUUCAUUCAUCAUGCCGUUCAUGGAGAAGGCGGGCUUUGGCGGGGACCUGCCAUUGUUUGAUUUCAGGGUGCCGGGUGUGACUGCUAUCAGUUGUGAUGUGCACAAGUAUGCGUUCUGUCCCAAGGGUACCUCGGUCAUCAUGUACCGAUCUGCUGAUCUGAGGAGGUACCAGUACUAUGUCUUUACCGACUGGCUUGGUGGUGUCUAUGCCAGCCCUUCCAUGGCUGGUUCUCGUCCCGGCUCGGUCCUGGCCGGUGCUUGGGCUGUCUUGAACUAUGUCGGAUCCGACGGCUACACCCAAUCAUGCCACCAAAUCAUCACCGCCGCGCGUCAAUUCAAGACUGCCAUCCAAACCACGCUCGGGGACGACCUCUACGUGCUCGGCGACCCGCUGGGCUCUGUCGUCGCGUUCAACAGUAAGGAGCUGAAUAUCUAUGCUAUUGGGGAUGCGAUGAGUAAGAAGGGGUGGCAUUUGAGUGCGUUGGGAGGGGAGGGUGGGUUGCAUAUGGCUUUCACUCGUCUGACUGCCAAGAGCGUCGACACCCUCAUCAAGCAACUCCACGAGACCAUCGAACAGGUCAAGACUGCGCCCAAGGGGAAGGACGGGGAUAUGGUGGCGCUGUAUGGUCUGGGGCAGACGAGUGCGGGGCCGCAUGUUGUUGGCAAGUUGGCAGAGUCGUUUUUGGAUACUUUGUACUUGUAG